CAAUGUCCUUACUGCGUCCCUCUGUCCCUGUGUCAGGCCGAGAACCUGCUGCUGGACGCCGACAUGAACAUCAAAAUCGCCGAUUUUGGGUUCAGCAACGAAUUCACUUUUGGGAACAAACUGGACACGUUUUGUGGUAGCCCACCUUAUGCUGCUCCAGAACUUUUUCAAGGGAAAAAAUAUGAUGGACCUGAAGUAGAUGUUUGGAGUUUAGGUGUUAUUCUUUAUACCCUGGUCAGCGGCUCCCUGCCCUUCGAUGGGCAGAACCUGAAGGAGCUGAGGGAGCGAGUGCUGCGUGGUAAAUACCGCAUCCCCUUUUACAUGUCCACCGACUGUGAGAACCUGCUGAAGAAGUUCCUCAUCCUCAACCCCACCAAGAGGGGAACCCUGGAGGUGAGGGGGGGGGGGGGAUCCCCACUGAGGUUUGGGGUGAAAUGGAAAGAUCUUAAGGGACCCCAUAUGUUGACUCCAGGGACCCCAUAAGGUUGACCCCAAAAGAUUGACCCCAAAUGUGAUCCCAGGGACCCCAUAAGGUUGACCCCAAAAGGUUGACCCCCAAAGGUUGACCCCAGGGACCCCAAAAGACUGACCCCAAAUGUGACUCCAGGGACCCCAUAAGAUUGACCCCAUAAGGUGACCCCAAAGGUUGACCCCAGGGACCCCAAAAGGUUGACCCCAAAUGUGACUCCAGGGACCCCAUAAGGUUGACCCCAAUAGGUGACCCCAGGGACCCCAAAAGCUUGACCCCAAAGGCUGACUCCAGGGACCCCAAAGGUGACGCUGGGGUCCCAAAAAGUGACCCCAGGGACCCUAAAGGUUGACCCCAAAGGGUGACACCAUGGAGCCCAUAAGGUGACCCCAGGGACCCUAAAUGUUGACCCCAUGGACUCCAAAGGUUGACCCCAUGGACCCAAAAGGUGUCUCCAGGGACCCCAUAAGGUUGACCCCAAAAGGUGACCCAAGGGACCCCAAAAGGUUGACCCAGAAGGUGACUCCAGGGACCCCAUAAGGUUCACCCCAAAUGUGACCCCAGGGACACCCAAAGGUUGACCCCAAGGACCUGAAAAGGUUGACCCCAUGGACCCCAAAGGUUGAACCCAAAAGGUGACCCCAGGGACCCCAAAGGUGAUUCCAGGGACCCCAAAAGGUUGACCCCAAAAGGUUGACCCCAAAUGUUGACCCCAGGGACCCCCAGUCAGUGACCCCAGGGACCCCAAAGGUUGACCUCAUGGACCCCAAAUGGUGACCCCAAAGGUUGACCCCAUGGACCCCAAAAGGCAACCCUAGGGACCCCAAAAGGUUGACCCCAAAAGGCUGAUCCCAGGGACCCCAAAUGGUGACCCCAGUUACCCCAAAAGUGACCCCAAAAGGUGACCCCAGGGACCCCAUAAGGUUGACCCCAAAAGAUGACCCCAAAGGUUGACCCCAUGGACCCCAAAAGGCAACCCUAGGGACACCAAAUGGUGACCCCAGUUACCCAAAAUUGACCCCAAAAGGUGACCCCAAAGGUUGAUCCCAAAGGUUGUCCCCAGAGACCCCAUAAGGUGACCCCAAAGGUUGACCCCAUGGACCCCAAAAGGCAACCCUAGGGACCCCAAAAGGUUGACCCCAUGGACCCCAAAUGGUGACCCCAGUUACCCCAAAAGGUAACCCCAAAAGGUGACCCAAGGGACCCCAUAAGGUUGACCCCAAAAGGUGACCCCAAAGGUUGACCCCAUGGACCCCAAAAGGCAACCCUAGGGACCCCAAAAGGUGACCCCAAAAGGUGACCCCAAAAG
Coturnix japonica (Japanese quail) is the source of this 1778-nucleotide messenger RNA. NCBI's taxonomy places the organism in Eukaryota, Metazoa, Chordata, Aves, Galliformes, Phasianidae. The record is from RefSeq and is a predicted model, not a curated record.